AUGCGUGCAAUAUUCACUUCUGUGGUCGGGGCGUGGAUAUCCACACAGCUGCUACUCAGUGUUCCAUGCCUUGCUUUCCCCGUCCAAGACCACUGUCCGAACCACGCUCCAUUUGCGCAAACCACCAACGGCACCGUCUGUGGGAUAGACCUGCCCGGUUUCAACCAGGCAGCCUUCUUCGGGAUCCCUUAUGCACAGCCUCCAGUCGGUGAUCUUCGCCUCCGCCAUGCGAUUCCUUAUAAUCAUACCUACUCUGCGUACCCGGCGAUUGCCCAACCACCAAGCUGCCCUGGCUAUGCAGGGUUUGAUGUCGGGAUCGGACCCCUCAGUGAAGACUGUCUCUAUCUAAACAUUGUCCGGCCAUCCAUGCAGGAGAAUGUCUCUCACGGUGCUCUUCCCGUUCUCGUCUGGAUUUAUGGAGGCGGCUUCGAUGCUGGCGGUAUCGCAGACCCACGCUACAACAUGUCAUAUAUCGUGCAGCAGGCCGCUGCUAUGCACAAGCCCAUCCUGGGCGUGAGCAUCAACUACCGCGUUGGUGGCUGGGGGUUCCUCUCGUCGCGAGAAGUGCUCGCAGCUGGUACGGCAAACAUUGGCCUAUUCGACCAGCGACGGGCCUUGGAAUGGAUCCAGGAGAACAUCGGUACAUUUGGUGGCGACCCAGCCCAGGUCACCAUCUGGGGUGAAAGUGCGGGGGCAUUCAGUGUCGGAUACCAUCUCGUCGGCUUCGAGGGCAAACACGCCAACUUGUUCCGAGGGGCAAUCCUCGAGAGCGGUUCCAUGCUGGGGUCGGCUCUACAGGAUUCAGAGACUAUCACCCAACCUGGUGGCUUCCAGGAGAUGUACGACAACGUGACGAUGACGGUGGGCUGCGCCGACGCAGCGGACACACUGGCAUGUCUGCGGCACGUGUCGUAUGAGAGUCUAUUCGACGCCUUCGCUCCCCAGGUUUACACACCCGUCAUCGACAGGACCUUCCUGACACGACGACCAAGCGAGAGCUUGGCUCGUGGCCUGGUUGCCGACGUAGCCGUUUUAGUAGGCGCCAACACAGACGAGGGUACAGCCGCGUUCUGGGGCCCUCGGGGGACGCUGAACACCUCAGCCGACGUGGCUGCAUACAUCAAGACCUUGAACGGGGGCGGCCUGGACCACCAGCAAGUUGACGAAUUGCUCAAGUUGUACCCUGAUGAUCCGGCGAAGGGCUGUCCAUAUGGUACGGGGGAAGAGCGAUUUGCCAGCCAGGGGUGGAUGUACAAGCGCGGCGCGGCGAUCGCAGGUGAUAUCUUUGUGCAUGCUGGUCGACGGCGAGUGGCGGAAUUUUUUGCAGCAAGACAGACGGGAAACCCAACGUAUAGCUAUCGGUUUGAUCAAGCGCCGUGGAACGGGGUAGAGGAACUGAUCACGACGGUCGCGCCGGUGUAUAGUACCCACUAUGUCGAGUUGAUAUUUGUGUUCAACAACCCAUCUCCAAAUCUGUCCAACUCCAUCGGACCCUACGCCUCUUACCACGAUCUAUCGACCUUGAUGUCUCGCUCAUGGGUCUCGUUCGUGCAUGACCUCAAUCCCAAUCACUAUGGGUUGGGGAAGCAGGUACAUUGGCCGGCGUACACAGCGGCACGUCCACAGAAUAUCGUGUUUCGCGCUGAAGAUAACCAGGGCGGGGUAUUCGUCGAGCAGGACACAUACCGGACAGAGCAGCUGGCGUGGUGGAACACGCAUUGGUCCUAUUUGCGAUCAUAA
This is a messenger RNA of Penicillium daleae, 1740 nucleotides long. RefSeq lists its product as uncharacterized. The transcript is spliced from 3 exons. The coding region runs from base 1 to 1740 and encodes 579 amino acids. NCBI's taxonomy places the organism in Eukaryota, Fungi, Ascomycota, Eurotiomycetes, Eurotiales, Aspergillaceae. The record is from RefSeq and is a predicted model, not a curated record.